AACGCCAACUUUCCCGGGCAGCUGCGCCCAAGUUCCCACCGCCCGCAGCCGCUCCCGCCCCGCACCGACCUAGCUGCAGCCUCUUCAGGCCCCGCACCAACUCCGCUCCGGUCCCUCUCUGACACCUUCAGGGCCCCCGGCCCCUCCAGCUCCGCUCCCACCCAGCUCCAGUCCCGCAGGCCCGCCGCUCGGCGAGGAGACACACUAAAGAAGUAAACAGGUCAUGGCACGCUUAACAAAAAGACGACAGGCGGAUACAAAAGCUAUCCAGCAUCUUUGGGCAGCCAUUGAGAUCAUAAGGAACCAGAAGCAAAUCGCCAACAUUGACCGUAUUACAAAGUAUAUGUCUCGAGUCCACGGUAUGCAUCCAAAAGAGACCACCCGUCAGCUGAGCUUAGCUGUGAAAGAUGGUCUUAUUGUCGAAACUCUAACAGUGGGCUGCAAAGGUUCAAAAGCUGGUAUUGAGCAAGAAGGAUAUUGGUUGCCAGGAGAUGAGAUUGCCUACAGUAUGCAGCCUUUCUCCCGGACAGCAACCCCAAACAAGGACUGGGAAACAGAAAAUCAUGACUGGUAUUGUUUUGAAUGCCAUUUGCCUGGAGAGGUGUUGAUAUGUGACCUGUGUUUUCGUGUGUAUCAUUCCAAGUGUUUGUCUGAUGAGUUCAGGCUUAGAGACAGCAGUAGUCACUGGCAGUGCCCAGUUUGCAGGAGCGUUAAGAAAAAGAAUACAAACAAACAGGAGAUGGGCACAUACCUGAGAUUCAUUGUCUCCCGCAUGAAAGAGAGGGCUAUUGAUCUUAAUAAAAAGGGGAAGGACAAUAAGCAUCCAAUGUACAGGAGGCUGGUACAUUCAGCUGUUGAUGUUCCCACCAUACAAGAGAAAGUGAAUGAAGGGAAAUACCGAAGUUAUGAAGAGUUCAAAGCUGAUGCUCAACUGCUUCUCCACAACACAGUGAUUUUCUAUGGAGCAGACAGUGAGCAAGCUGACAUUGCAAGGAUGCUGUAUAAAGACACAUGUCAUGAGCUGGAUGAACUACAGCUUUGCAAGAAUUGCUUCUAUUUGUCAAACGCACGUCCUGACAAUUGGUUUUGCUAUCCUUGUAUACCUAAUCAUGAGCUGGUUUGGGCUAAAAUGAAAGGUUUUGGGUUUUGGCCAGCCAAAGUCAUGCAGAAAGAGGACAAUCAAGUUGACGUUCGCUUCUUUGGCCACCACCACCAGAGGGCCUGGAUUCCUUCUGAAAACAUUCAGGAUAUCACAGUCAACAUUCAUCGGCUGCACGUUAAGCGCAGUAUGGGUUGGAAAAAGGCCUGUGAUGAACUUGAGCUGCACCAGCGUUUCCUUCGUGAAGGAAGAUUUUGGAAAUCUAAGAAUGAGGACCGAGGCGAAGAAGAGGCAGAAUCCAGUAUCUCCUCUACCAGUAACGAACAACUGAAGGUCACUCAAGAACCAAGAGCAAAGAAAGGACGACGUAAUCAAAGUGUGGAGCCCAAAAAGGAAGAACCAGAGCCUGAAACUGAAGCUGUAAGUUCCAGCCAGGAAAUUCCCACAAUGCCUCAGCAAAUUGAAAAAGUGUCAGUGUCAACUCAGACCAAGAAGUUAAGUGCCUCUUCACCAAGGAUGCUGCAUCGAAGCACCCAGACCACUAAUGAUGGAGUCUGUCAGAGUAUGUGCCACGACAAAUACACCAAAAUUUUCAAUGACUUUAAAGACCGGAUGAAAUCUGACCACAAACGAGAAACUGAGAGAGUUGUCCGAGAAGCUCUAGAAAAGCUGCGUUCUGAAAUGGAAGAAGAAAAAAGACAAGCUGUAAAUAAAGCUGUAGCCAACAUGCAGGGUGAGAUGGACAGAAAAUGUAAGCAAGUAAAGGAAAAGUGUAAAGAAGAAUUUGUAGAAGAAAUCAAGAAGCUAGCAACACAGCACAAACAACUAAUUUCUCAGACCAAGAAAAAGCAGUGGUGCUACAACUGUGAAGAGGAGGCCAUGUACCACUGUUGCUGGAACACGUCCUACUGCUCAAUCAAGUGUCAGCAGGAGCACUGGCAUGCGGAACACAAGCGCACCUGUCGCCGGAAAAGAUGAAGCUGGUCCUUCCUGGAGAGUCACCCCAAUGAUUACUCUUCUCAGAGCGGUUUUUGUUUCCAAGAAGCCAAAAUUGUUUAGAAUUUGCUUCCCAUUUUGCACCAGCCUUUAAACACUUUUCGUGAAGAAAUUUUGCACAGUAGUUUAAAUCUUUUGUUAAUGCUCCUCCAGAGUUUUUCAGGGGGUAAAAGUAACAUCAGUGGAGGGUAUUAUUUUAAAUAAAUUUUAAUUGAGAAUUUGUUGCAUUUUCAGCAAAUUUUAAAACAUUUUUAGGUUUUACAGAGAUUUUAACCUUUAAACAAAAGAUCUUUAAAAAAACAACAGGUGAAUACAAGUGAGUUUAACAAAGAAACAUUUCGAAUAGAUCUGAAUGUAAGAACUACAGAACUGUUUCAGAAAUAAAACAUACUACCUUGACGUAACAUUUAUUUCUUAACCUUGUUGAGCUGGUUUUGUUCAGCUUAAUUUACUGUUCAAAGGCAUUAUCUAUUGGUUAUGCCAGUGGGUAUAUGAUUGAAUUUAGGGAACAGGGUUGACACAGCAGGGCUAGUCCUGCGUAUUUUUUCUUAAAUAUUUCCCAAUUGUGUUUUUCAUUAUUUCUUUUCAAUAUAUAACUUUUAUAACAAAUUAUUAGCUUUGAUCUUGUAGUUUAAAAUUGCAGGGAACUGGGGUAAUCUUUUACUGAGCUGGAUCUUAGAGAAAAUGAAUAUUUAAAUUUUAAAGUUUGCACAUUUCAUCUUUGUCCUAACAUGAGUGCUUGUAAUGAAUAAAUAACAAAAAAUAAAAAGCCAAAAACUACCUUUAUCCAUACAUGAAAUUAUAGAUGAGGCAUACAAAUUUCUUUAAUGCUUCCCUUCCCUUCCCUUCCCAAAUAUCAUCUAACUGCCUAUUAUCUGGUGUCACCUCGUGUAUUAUAAGUUAAUACUGAAAGGAAAGAAAGCACUUAAGUUUCACAGAAGCCGUUAUGUUUGUAGUCAUGGGUCAUUCCCUCCUAGUGAGCUCCAUCACUGUACACAGAAUGAAGAAUAAUGCAUGUUAAUUUUCUUGUACUAAAGAUGCCGUGAUUUGUAAAAAGUCUGUAUCUUGCGGAAUGUCUGGGUUAAGAAGCAUUACCAAUAGGAAUGGAUCGAUAGUUGAAUAAUGAUUUUUUUUUAUACAUAGAUAUAUAAAAUACAGCCAGGAAAACUUAAAUUACUUUUCUUUAAAAGUAUCUCACCAUUUAUGUUUUGCUUCUUGUUUUUUUUUUUUUCAAAGACUGAUCUUAGACCAAGUCAAAUUCCCAUUUAUCAUUUAGGUAUUUUUUGAGGUUAGAGAAAUAAUUUGUAAAUAUUUAUUUAGACCUUUGAUAUUUAUUGAAGCAAUUACUCACAAUGGAAGUGAAAGAAUCAGGAGAAAAGCCUUUUAAAAAGUUUUCUCCAGGUUUGUCAGGGUCACUCUAAAGAUAAAAAUGUAACUGAACUAAGUCUUCUGUGAAAUAUCCAUCUAAUCUUGAUGCUGUUUGCAGAUGGUGGUGACACAAGUUAAUUGACAAACUACUGCCAAAUGGUGCACAAUAUUUUGUACAAACUACCCAGUAGCCCCAUUUCAUACAAUGUACCUGAAUUAUGCAGUAACUGGGCAUCAUUGUUCCCUCUGUGUUGCUGUGUAAUUAGUCACUGUUGCCACGGUACGUGGCGCUGAUAGAAAUAUCAUAACCAAGAACACUUAACCUUCUUUGAUUAUUUUUCAAGUUUUAAAACUUCGAUCCACCCCUAUGAGAGCAAGUUAUUGUGCAAAUAUUUUUGGUGUAAAAUCAUUCCAGAGUAUGUAAUAUUUAACUGAUAGCUGCAUGAAAGUGAGAUUCGUGUUACUUUGGCUUUUUUGUCUCUGUUGACACGGUUGCACAUUUCCAAGUUACUACAGCGUGAAAACUGUGUGUUUAAAAAAAAAAAAAAAACAAAAUUAAAAAAAAAGAGAUUGUGGCCUGGUUUUGUAAAAGUUUUAGGUAAAAUUACAAUUGAUUGUUUUAGGAAUCAUUAAAAUUUUUCUGCAAAUCAUAAAGCUAUAUCAAGGUGUUGAGCUUAGCCACUAUGCACAUUGUAAUUAUUCAUUGUGGCUGUCCAGUUCUAUGAUGCAUUCUGGCAUUUUGUAAGCUGCUCUGACUAGCAAUAUAUAGAUUCAUUUAAUGUGUUAACA
Messenger RNA from Lepus europaeus (European hare), 4252 nucleotides. RefSeq names its product zinc finger MYND-type containing 11 (gene ZMYND11). The coding region runs from base 224 to 2077 and encodes 617 amino acids. The record is from RefSeq and is a predicted model, not a curated record. NCBI's taxonomy places the organism in Eukaryota, Metazoa, Chordata, Mammalia, Lagomorpha, Leporidae. The transcript has 16 exons. Gene Ontology annotation, molecular function: protein binding; DNA binding; transcription corepressor activity. Gene Ontology annotation, biological process: regulation of transcription elongation by RNA polymerase II.